This is a messenger RNA of Corylus avellana, 1113 nucleotides long. RefSeq names its product Nucleic acid-binding, OB-fold-like protein. Gene Ontology annotation, cellular component: cytoplasm; nuclear exosome (RNase complex). Gene Ontology annotation, biological process: RNA processing. NCBI's taxonomy places the organism in Eukaryota, Viridiplantae, Streptophyta, Magnoliopsida, Fagales, Betulaceae. The record is from RefSeq and is a predicted model, not a curated record. Gene Ontology annotation, molecular function: RNA binding.
ACUCCCAAAGCCCAAAGGUAGGGCAAAACACAACUACGCGGCCGAAACCAUUGUCCCGCAGCCGGCUCUAUAAUCAUUCUAUCGGUUAAACCAUCAAAAGGCGAGUCUUGCGAACCCUCCACUGCCGUUGCCGCUGCCUAUUUUGAGAGAGAGAGAGAGAAUGGAGGAAGCGGGACGAGAGAAAGAGGUGGUGACACCAGGGGAAGUCCUGGGAAAGGCAUCCGACGUGAGGGCAGGGAGAGGCGCCUACGUGGCGCCCCACAACAACUUGGUCUACGCUUCCCUCACUGGCUUCCGCCGCAUCGUCUCCCCUCCUCCCGACUCCCCCGACCAGGAUCAGAGACCCACUGUGGAAGUAACUCAUCACAAGGCCCAUGGUGUUAUUCCAGAACCGGGAUCCGUGGUUCUUGCCCGAGUUACUAAAGUGAUGGCUAAGAUGGCUUCAGCUGAUAUUAUGUGUGUUGGUCCCAAGUCUGUUCGAGAAAAGUUUACUGGCAUAAUUAGGCAACAAGAUGUUAGAGCAACUGAGAUUGAUAAAGUGGAUAUGCACUUAUCUUUUCGUGCUGGUGACAUUGUCAGGGCUCUCGUGCUGUCCCUUGGAGAUGCUCGAGCUUAUUAUCUAUCAACUGCACAGAAUGAAUUGGGUGUUGUGUCUGCCGAGAGUACGUCAGGUGCAACAAUGGUUCCAAUAAGUUGGACAGAGAUGCAAUGCCCAUUAACAGCCCAAAUUGAGCACAGAAAGGUUGCUAAGGUUGGAGGUUGACAAGCUCAAAUCAAACGAAGCUACAUAGAGUCUCGAAUCCGCCUUAUUUCCCCUUUAAAUUUCCGAUAGGGGAAGUAUACAUAGGAAGUUAUGAUUAAUAUCUGAAUAUGAUCAUUGUUUGGUACAAGCUUCAGUAGCUUUUUCUAUGCUUAUUUUUGUAAGGUGGUAUCUUCCAUUACAAACUGCCCCAUGCACCAUGUACAUGUGGCAUAGACUUAGGGUUUUCAAACUGGAUUUCUCAUUGAUUUAUAGGUUUGUUUUUUCAUGUUUCAGUUUAGGAAAUUGGUGCGGUUCUUGGGUGUACCAACGUACAAAAUCUAAUUUCAGUAUAAACUUUAUUACAGCAUUCA